UAUUAUUGGCUUAUUGCACACCGAGCUCAGAGCCCAUUGCCAUGUCAUCCCCUGCAAUGAUCCAUACUCCACUUCCAUAUUCCACAGCCAAAGAACUUUCCGACUCCGGCGUCGCGGCCGCGGCUUUCCCCUUCAAUUACAUCUCCUGCAAACCCCCCGCCGCCGCGGCCGAGGACGAUAACAACGAGGCCGCGGACGAGGCACAGAUCCCAAGCAUCGAUUUCUCCUUGCUUUCGAGCAGGAACCCAGAUAAUCGUGCACAGAUUGUCCGUGAGCUUGGCCGUGCUUGCGAGGAGUGGGGAUUCUUCACUGUUUCGAACCACGGCGUGCCAGUGGCGCUGCAAAAGGCGAUGAUGGACGCGUGUGCAGGAUUUUUCGAUCUGACAGCGGAGGAGAAGGAGGAUUAUAUGGGGCGGCAGGUGCUGGAUCCGAUCCGGUUUGGGACGAGCUUCAAUUCAAAGGUGGAUGAUGUGCAGUACUGGAGAGAUUUUCUCAAGGUUUUCCAGCAUCCGGUAUUCCAUUACCCCACGAAGCCUACCAUUUUCAGAGAGGUAUUGGAGGGCUAUUCUAGACAUAUAAGACAGCUCGGUAAAGAUCUUCUUAACGCAAUAUGGGAAAGCCUUGGGCUAGAGGAGAAUGAUAUGCAGGAGGCCUUAAGCCUUAAGUCUUGCUUUCAAAUUCUAGUGGCAAACUUUUACCCUCCAUGCCCAAAGCCAGAGCUCGCAUUGGGCUUGCCUGCUCACUCGGACCACGGCCUUGUCACAGUUCUCAUGCAAAACGGGACAGAUGGGCUUCAAGUGAUGCACAAUGGAAAAUGGUUAGGCGUGAAGCCCCUCCCCAACUCUUUCCUUGUCAACAUCGGUGAUCAUAUGGAG
This is a messenger RNA of Dendrobium catenatum, 875 nucleotides long. Its product is annotated as protein DMR6-LIKE OXYGENASE 2. Lineage: Eukaryota; Viridiplantae; Streptophyta; Magnoliopsida; Asparagales; Orchidaceae. The record is from RefSeq and is a predicted model, not a curated record.